Messenger RNA from Trichoplusia ni (cabbage looper), 1728 nucleotides. Its product is annotated as UDP-glucuronosyltransferase 2B2-like. Lineage: Eukaryota; Metazoa; Arthropoda; Insecta; Lepidoptera; Noctuidae. Bases 108 to 1652 code for a protein of 514 amino acids. Gene Ontology annotation, molecular function: UDP-glycosyltransferase activity. The transcript is spliced from 10 exons. The record is from RefSeq and is a predicted model, not a curated record.
AAAUACUUGAUUGAGUCUGAACAUAUUUACCGUGAAAAUACAAAAAACAUUGUGAUUUCAGCGCGUGCGAUCGUGCGUCUGGCGUUGGAUGAAAACAUUCAGUCAAAAUGAGGACAACACUAUUGCUAGUCGCACUAGCGGUGUGCAUCACUAGCGCUUGCUCGUACAAAGUGUUGUGUAUAUUCGCGGCGCCAUCGAAAAGUUCUGAUCAUUUGGGACAAGGGUUUGUGAGGGCUCUACUGAAGGCUGGUCAUCAGGUGACAUGGGCGACCCCAUUUCCAGAGAAGAAGGAUCCUCAUCCAAACCUGGACCUCAUAGACUUGAAGGAGACGAGAAAAUUGACUGAAGGAGUGGACAUGUCCCGACAACAGAACGGUGGCCUGUCCUUCAUCAGGGCAUUCGCUCGCAACAUCUCCCGGACGGCAGCUGACUCCCCCGAGCUGAAGCGAGCGCUGGUAGAGAAACAGUACGAUGCCAUCAUCUCAAUGUGGUUCAUGAACGAAUAUGAGGCGGGUUACGCAGCUGUUCAGCAAGUACCCUGGCUGCUCCUCAGCUCGGUGGUGAUCCACCCUUAUCUCGAAGGCAUGGUAGACCAGGUCCACUCCAUCCCCACUAUUCCCUUCAUGGUGAACGAGUGUGAUCUCCCCAUGAGUGCCUGGAGACGAUGGAUCAAUGGACUCAUCUAUAUGAUCAUGACUGUUGAUGGCUGGUUCGACAAACCCCGUCAGGCAGUCAUCUACGAGGACAUCUACGCCCCUUUAGCGGCCGCGCGCGGGGUUCCCCUCCCCUCUUACUAUGAUGCUGUGAAGAACGUCUCCUUCCUCUUUGUGAACUCCCACGAGUCCAUCGCGCCAGCCCUCAGUCUGCCGCCCAAUGUACUGAAUAUUGCCGGUUACCAUAUUGAUGAUAACCUUCCACCACUUCCCAAGGACUUACAAGACCUCUUAGACAACUCCAAAAACGGCUUGAUAUACUUCAGCAUGGGGUCCGUGGUCCAGUCAGCAGGUAUCGAGGAGAGCACCCGCGCUGGUCUCCUGGAGAUCUUCGCAAAGUUGCCUUAUACUGUCUUGUGGAAGUUCGAGAAGACGCUGAAGGAUCUGCCGCCGAAUGUUCACGUUAGACCUUGGCUGCCACAGCCUAGUAUACUUGCACAUCCAAACCUCCGCCUCUUCAUAACCCAUGGAGGCCAGCUCAGCUGUUUGGAAGCCAUCCAUGCCGGAGUCCCGAUGCUGGCUGUACCGGUCUUCGGAGACCAGCCGGCUAACGCAGAGAGAGCGGUGAAACUUGGUUACGCGCUCAAAGUAGACUUCCACAAUAACUUAGUCAAAGAUCUGGAUCUGAAGCUUAAUGAGAUGCUUAGGAACGACACGUACUAUAAAAAUGCAAAAUACCUGUCAAAGAUGUUUCACUCGAGACCAACGAAGCCAUCGCAACUGAUUCCGUAUGCCGUGGAACUUGCGAUCGAAACCAAAGGGGCUUUCCACCUUCGGUCGAAGACACUUCAGUACAGUUGGUACGAGCUCUGGAUGAUAGAUUUUGUGCUUAUUCUGCUGACCAUUGUCACAUUAGUUUUGCUGCUGCUGAGGCUAAUAUUAAGAUUUGUCUUAAGUAAAUGUAGAGGGGCAACGAAUGUAGCUAAGAAGAACAAUUAGAAGCUUUAAACACGUUACAAUUAAAGUGUUGUCAACCACUGACUAUAAGCUAGAUUAAUGAGAUACCCAGAGAAAA